AUGUUUGCCUCGCACUGCGACACAAGUGCUGAUGAUGAAAGGUUGACCGAUGUGCAUGUCAAGUCCAGUCAUGCUGACCCCACAGCUUCAGACAAAUCGAGCAAGCGACCUGAUGCAAAGCAUUCAGACACGCACCUGCAUGUCGGCAUGGAGGUCGACGUGAGGUGGGAGGAGUGCUGGUGGCCGGCAACGAUCAAAGAAAAGAAGGUGUCGGCAAGAGGAGGCGAGGUUAACCUGCUUGUCGUGUUCGAGAACGGAGAGCAGGAGUGGAUUGACGCGAAGGAUCAGAUUCGAGCUCGAAGAACCGUGAAGAAGGACGCCAACAGCAUCUAUGACCAGGCCGAGUUGAGAGUCCCGAACCGAACGCUGAGCGAUGCAGAGUAUUGGAAGGCGGUGGGAGCGAAGGCGAGUGACUUCAACAAGGACCAGGCUGACCUGCUUUCCGAGUUGCUGGAGAACAGGUUGAAAGGAGGAGCCGAAGUGCUCGAGGUUGGUGCGGGCGCGAAGUCAUUCAUCCCGUCAGAGAGGAUUGCCAGCUUGCAUGGCAUCGGGGUGGUGAAUGAGCACCUGCAGUCCAACUCUGCUCUCACCAAGUUCUCUGUGCUCGACCUCAACGCCGAGCACGUGGCGUUUCCCUUCCAGGAGCAGUCGUUUGACGCUGUUGUCUGCUCAGGCGUCAUGCCCUACCUGCAGUUUCCCCUCCAAGUCUUCGCUGAAGCAGCUCGAGUCUUGAGACCAGGAGGAUCGUUCAUCAUUAGCUGGACUAGCAAGGCCUCGUUCCUCGACCGGCAGGUCCAGGGCUGGGGUAACCGUACGAGCACAGAGCGAACGGCCUUGGUGAAGGAGCUGCUGGACAAGACUGGCUUCAAUCGGGAGAGCGUCAGGCUCGACGUCUCUGGUCCAACCACCGGGAGCAAGCUGUACCUUGUCUCUGCUUGUACUUCUCCGAGCGAGCAGGGCAGAGCUGAAAUCCGAGACGCGGUGAACCCUCAGGAGCUUCUGUACACGCUCAAGGACAAAUCGAAGAAGCGACAGGACGCGAAGAGACAGAAGGAGCAGGACGACAAGCCCUUCAGGGUGAAGAUUAUCUCGCCGCCACCAGAGAGAAUGCUUGAAGGCGUUCACUUCUUCCAUCCUCGUACCCACAAUGGGGACAAGAUUGCUGUGGAGGGAGCAGACUACACGGUCAGCAAGGUCCAGUUCGUGUACGUCUACAGCGGAGGAAGAUACCAGCUUGAGGAGAAGGUCCUUGAGGUCCAGAAAUCCACCAGGUUUGACGUGAACGAGAAAUUGCGAUCGCUCUUGCCCGAGGCAUGA
This is a messenger RNA of Guillardia theta CCMP2712, 1317 nucleotides long. RefSeq lists its product as hypothetical. Gene Ontology annotation, molecular function: S-adenosylmethionine-dependent methyltransferase activity. The transcript is spliced from 14 exons. Bases 1 to 1317 code for a protein of 438 amino acids. Lineage: Eukaryota; Cryptophyceae; Pyrenomonadales; Geminigeraceae. The record is from RefSeq and is a predicted model, not a curated record.